Malurus melanocephalus (red-backed fairy wren) is the source of this 2494-nucleotide messenger RNA. RefSeq names its product DNA polymerase beta (gene POLB). The transcript has 14 exons. The record is from RefSeq and is a predicted model, not a curated record. Gene Ontology annotation, cellular component: nucleus. NCBI's taxonomy places the organism in Eukaryota, Metazoa, Chordata, Aves, Passeriformes, Maluridae. Gene Ontology annotation, molecular function: DNA-directed DNA polymerase activity; DNA binding. Gene Ontology annotation, biological process: double-strand break repair via nonhomologous end joining. Bases 79 to 1086 code for a protein of 335 amino acids.
GCGCUGUGACGCCACAGCCGCCGGAAGCGGCUCCCCGCGAUCGCGGUCCGAGGCGGGCGCUGGGCGCCGGUGCCGACCAUGAGCAAGCGCAAGGCUCCCCAGGAGAGCCCCAACGAGGGCAUCACCGACUUCCUCACCGAACUGGCCAACUACGAGCGCAACGUGAACAGGGCCAUCCACAAGUACAACGCUUACAGGAAAGCGGCCUCGGUCAUUUCUCGGUAUCCGAGCAAGAUACAGAGCGGGGCUGAAGCCAAGAAGCUGGAAGGAGUAGGUGCUAAAAUUGCUGAGAAGAUAGAUGAAUUCUUAUCCACCGGAAAACUACGCAAAUUGGAAAAGAUCCGUCAAGAUGACACGAGCGCAUCUAUCAAUCUCUUGACACGAGUCACUGGCAUUGGUCCCGCUGCUGCUAGAAAGUUUGUCGAGGAAGGAAUUAAGACUUUAGAAGAUCUAAGAAAAAUUGAGCACAAGCUGACUCAUCACCAGCAAGUUGGGUUGAAGUAUUUUGAAGAUUUUGAGAAAAGAAUCCCAAGGGAAGAAAUGCUGCAAAUGCAGGAAAUUGUGCUGAAAGAGAUAAAGAGGCUGGACCCAAACUAUAUUGCUACAGUCUGCGGCAGUUUCAGGCGAGGUGCAGAGUCAAGCGGUGAUAUGGAUGUUCUCCUAACCCAUCCCAGUUUCACAUCUGAAUCAUCCAAACAGUCAAAACUUCUGCAUCAGGUUGUAGAACAGCUGGAAAAAGUUCACUUUGUCACAGAUACGCUGUCUAAAGGAGACACAAAAUUCAUGGGUGUCUGCCAGCUGCCAGAUAAAGAAGAUGGAACAUCAUAUCCACAUCGGAGAAUCGAUAUCCGGCUUAUCCCGAAAGACCAGUAUUACUGUGGUGUCCUGUAUUUCACGGGAAGCGAUAUAUUCAAUAAGAACAUGAGAACUCAUGCUCUGGAAAUGGGCUUCACCAUCAACGAAUAUGCGAUACGUCGUUUGGGUGUAACCGGUGUUGCUGGAGAGGCCUUGCCAGUAGAAUGUGAAAAAGACAUCUUUGACUAUAUCCAGUGGAAAUACCGAGAGCCAAAGGAUCGGAGUGAAUAACUGACUGCUUGCUUAUGUCUGUAGCCUAGAGAGAUGUUUUCAUAGCUUCAUACGAACGUGUGAAAGUGCACAGUCUUACUUUGGAUGUUACCGGAAAAGCUGUACGUUACUGAUGUUUAAAGUGACUCCGUGGCACUCGUACGGAAUGCGCGGCAAAGAUAAAGCCUUUGUAUAGUCACAGAUUAAUUUGGGUUGGUAGGGAUCCCUAAAUGUCACAUAGUCUGGUCUCCCUGCCACAAGCAGGGACAUCUUUGACUAGAUAAGAUUGCUUAGAGCCCAGUCCGAUCUGACCUUGAGUGCUUCCAGGAAUGGGGCAUCCAGCAUCUCUCACUGUAUCUUAAGAAUGUGUAGARAUCAGAAUGAGAAAGGGGGCUAUAACAAGAAGUACUCCUAAAGUAUACCAUUUUCAGCUACUGUCUGUAUCUCAUCAUGUCUCUGUGAAAUGUCUUUGUGAAGUGAUGAAGCUCCUAGUGAGUUGUUUCUGUGUACUUACUUCUAAAAUUUUUCUGUGUGGGCUAUAUGGUAAUGUGGCCGUUCUCCUUUUUAUGUUGCGCGUGACCCGUGAAUUUUGUUUCUAAGCACGCUGCGGUACUACUGAUUGCACUGCUCAGCAACUGCUUUGUUCAACUUGUUCCGCUGGAUCCAAUUAAUGGAUGCACUGCUACCACUCCUGUAGAUUCAAUCUGCCCUUUUUUUAUAGGCAACCUGUCAAAUCUUAUUUUAUACCUUCCSCUGGGAAAGGUAAUGAGUAUUUUGGCUAUGAGAAGAGGUCUCUUCAAGAAUGCAUUACUAGUUGUAUUUGGGAUGGCGAGUCUGUUGGUUUGCUUAAAAUUGUUCAAAGUGGUAAGCUACUAGCUUCCAUCCAUUGCAGAGCAUGAGCAUGGAAUGUGUUGCUGCUACAGUAUUUGAAUACCUUGUAGCAGUAAAGAUGAGACAUAGUCAAAUGGACUAUUGCUAAAUAUAUAACACUUGGUUUAUUGAUGGUUACACUCUCUAUCAGCAUCUAUGGGGACAGAGAGGAUUUUGUACUGUGUCAGACUAGUGAACCUGACCUGACCAUAAAACAGACAUAAUACUACAUCUUAUUUUUACCUGUCUUCAGCCUGCAGAAUAACUACAUCUUAAACUUGUUCUUAUACAAGCAGAGUCGAUCAGUCUUAGUAGUGGACAUUAUAGGCAGAUACUCUUGCUUAUCCCUUUAUUUUCUUCCAUUUUUCUUGUUGGGAUUUUGAAUUAUUUCCUGGAAAUGUUCUCCAGUGCUAAAUGCAUGCAGUGGUAUGUAAGGUAACUAGAAGGUAACUUGGUUCUAUGUGACGUCUUUUGAUGCCUCAUUUUAAAAAUAUGCAUAGCUGAUGUAUUUAGUAUUUUCUUCAGUAAUCAGCAGGAAUAAAUGAAUAUUCCAUCAGGA